AUGAUACUCUCAUCUCUGCUGGCAGUGGCCGCCGUGGCAGUUCCGGUGUGGGCGGUCGAUCCCAUCAAGCCAAUGGCGGCCGGUCUUUUCAUGGAGGCCCUUGACCCCCGCGCCCUCCCGGACUCCCCCUCGGGAGGCUACGCCCCGUCUAUCGUCGACUGUCCGGCCGCCCGUCCCACUAUCCGGUCCGCUUCCGCCCUGUCGCCCAACGAGACGGCAUGGCUCCCCCGCCGCCGCAACGCCACCGUCGAGCACAUGCGCGACUUCCUCACCCGCGCCAACAUUCCCAACUUCGAUGCCGGUGCCUACAUCGACCGCGCCAGCUCCUCGUCGUCCCGACUGCCCAACAUUGCCAUUGCCGUGUCCGGAGGCGGUUACCGUGCGCUCAUGAACGGCGCCGGGUUCCUGGCCGCUGCUGACAGCCGCACGCCCAACUCGACCUCGGCCGGCGGCAUCGGCGGCCUCCUCCAGUCCGCCACCUACCUCGCCGGCCUCUCGGGCGGUGGCUGGCUCGUCGGCUCCAUCUUCACCAACAACUUCUCAACCGUCACCGACCUGCAGCGCGGCUCGCAGGGGUCCUCCGUUUGGAAGUUUGAUCGCUCCAUCUUUUCUGGCCCCCGCGAGUCUGGCCUCUCCAUCCUCAACACGGCCGAGUACUGGAGAGACGUCGCGCGCCAGGUCAGCGCCAAGGACGAGGGAUUCGAGGUCUCCAUCACCGACUACUGGGGCCGCGCCCUCUCGUACCAGCUCGUCAACGCCACCGACGGCGGCCCGGCCUACACCUUCUCUUCCAUCGCCGACUCUCCCGACUUCCAGUCCGGCGAGCAGCCGUUCCCCAUCCUCAUCGCCGACGGUCGUGCCCCCGGCGAGCGCAUCAUCUCGCUCAAUGCCACUGUCUACGAGUUCAACCCCUUCGAGCUCGGUACUUGGGACAACACGGCCUUUGGCUUCGCGCCGCUUCGCUACCUCGCCUCUAACUUCUCCGCGGGCCGUGUCCCCGACAAUGGCUCUUGCGUCCGCGGCUUCGACCAGGCCGGUUUCGUCAUGGGCACCUCGUCGACUCUCUUCAACCAGUUCAUGCUCCAGAACAUCUCGUCCGCCGGCCUCCCCGAUUUCAUCCAGAGUGCCCUCACGAGCAUUCUCAACAUCCUCGACCAAGACAAUAACGACAUCGCCCAGUACGUGCCGAAUCCCUUUUUCGGCUGGAACCCGCGCACCAACCUCAACGCCAACCAGACCCAGCUCUCGCUCGUCGACGGCGGCGAGGAUCUCCAGAACAUCCCCCUCCACCCCCUGAUCCAGCCCAACCGCGCCGUCGACGUCAUCUUCGCUGUCGACUCCUCGGCCGAUACCAACUUCAACUGGCCCAACGGCACCGCCCUGCGCGCCACCUACGACCGCGUCGCCGAGCCCAUUGCCAACGGCACCCUUUUUCCCCCCGUGCCCGACGCAAACACCUUCAUCAACCUCGGCCUCAACCGCCGCCCGACCUUCUUCGGCUGCGACGCCUCCAAUUUCACCCUCCGUGGCGCACAGCGCGUGCCGCCACUCGUCGUCUACAUCCCCAAUGCGCCCUACGUCGCCCACUCCAACGUCUCUACUUUUGUCCCCAGCUACGAGCUGCCCCAACGCGAUGCCAUCAUCCAGAACGGCUACGACUCAGCAACCCAGGGCAACUCCACCCUCGACGCCCAAUGGCCCGUCUGCGUUGCCUGCGCCGUGCUCUCGCGCAGCAUGGACCGCGCCCGCGAGACGGUCCCCGAGGCCUGCACAGCCUGCUUCCAGCGCUACUGCUGGAACGGCACACUUGAUACCCGCGACGUUGAGUACAACCCCGAUUUCUCCAUCGGUAACAUCGAGGUCAAUAGCCCCGCUGCGAGAGCGGGCGCCAGUCUGGCGGCGGGCGUCGUGAGCGUCGCGGCAGUCGUGAUGCUCGUCAUCUGA
Molecule: messenger RNA, 1944 nt
Organism: Colletotrichum higginsianum IMI 349063
Lineage: Eukaryota; Fungi; Ascomycota; Sordariomycetes; Glomerellales; Glomerellaceae
Product: Lysophospholipase
Exons: 1
Coding region: 1-1944 (647 amino acids)
Biological process (GO): glycerophospholipid catabolic process
Cellular component (GO): cytosol; intracellular membrane-bounded organelle
Molecular function (GO): A2-type glycerophospholipase activity
Source: RefSeq, a predicted model, not a curated record